AUGCUUUUCCAUUUUGCUCUCAUUGCUCUCUGGCUCGUCCAGAUCCUCUUCCCCGUCAUCGACCAUGUUAUAUUAGGCAACUUGAUUUCUGGUUUUUAUGCGCCGCCUACAAUGCUGUUACCCAAGCGACCUCCAAUACUUCGUUUGGAUGGUCCUAACUUAUACGAGACUAUGGAGAUUGCUUCACCUCGGUAUAAGCUUAGCUCGGAGGGGCUGUUUGCCGGCAUUCAUUCGUCGGCGACCGCUCCAUUUACCCGACUUGCUGCUCUUGCGGACCUGGAUGUGAGUUUGUCUAUGGACCUGCACGAGUGGUGCAUAGACCAUCCAACCGAGUUUCUGGUCGGACUCGCCUUUCUGCUGAUUCUGGCGAGCUGUACUGGAUUGGCCGUGAUUAACGAUAGCGCUCCCCCUCCCGUGCCUCGCUCACUCCAGCUGGCUAACCUGUGCGAACAUUGUAGCUCCGCCUCUGCCCGCUCUGCCGUCGCCCCCCUCACCCGGAUCGAUGCAAAGACCGGGGCUGUGGGCACAUCCCAGUCGGGCGGCAGACGGGUCGAAGGCAGCACCUUGGAGCUAGCCGUGUCCACAGGUUCGCUCAGUUCGAGUGCUGAUAGUCACGAUGGGAGAGCAACGUCGCAAUCGUCUGUCGAUCCACUGUUUACCCCUCAGCACAGGAGGCGGAUGAUCAGGCUGAUCAAUCGGCUGAAGGAGAUGGAGAGGUCAGGAAACCCCUUGGGACGGCCAUAUGACACUGGCAGCUGGAGCGACCUCUCGGACGCGCAGGCAGGAGCACGGACGCCCGAGUCUGGACCGAAUGACACGCUGUCGACGACAGUGAGCCAGGACGACCUGUACGAGCUGCUUGGAGAUGUACUUGGGGUGCCUGACCCUAGGCUAACAAGCAGCGCGUCCGGGUCGGAGGUCAGGGGCGAUGUGGAGGACGAGGUUGGGGUGGAGGUUGAGGGUGAGGGUGAGGUAGGGGGUUCGGAUGAGAUGAUGCCGCCAGCGACUGGUUCGGAUGCGGGGGCAUCUCUUCCAGUCAGCUUGUCUCCUGCAGUCAGCUCGUCAUCCAGUUCUGGCACUCUACGAUCGUCAUCGUCGAGGAUACGAGUGCUUGGGAUGGAACGGGCGUGGGCGGGGAUCCAUACGCGACCGUUCUCGGGCGUACGCACAUGA
Molecule: messenger RNA, 1173 nt
Organism: Rhizoctonia solani
Lineage: Eukaryota; Fungi; Basidiomycota; Agaricomycetes; Cantharellales; Ceratobasidiaceae
Exons: 7
Coding region: 1-1173 (390 amino acids)
Source: RefSeq, a predicted model, not a curated record